Elephantulus edwardii (Cape elephant shrew) is the source of this 4959-nucleotide messenger RNA. RefSeq names its product cortactin-binding protein 2-like. Gene Ontology annotation, cellular component: glutamatergic synapse. The record is from RefSeq and is a predicted model, not a curated record. The transcript has 23 exons. The coding region runs from base 1 to 4959 and encodes 1652 amino acids. Gene Ontology annotation, molecular function: protein binding. Gene Ontology annotation, biological process: regulation of synapse organization. Lineage: Eukaryota; Metazoa; Chordata; Mammalia; Macroscelidea; Macroscelididae.
AUGGCGACGGACGGCGCGAGCUGCGAGCCCGAUUUCUCCCGCGCCCCGGAGGACGCGGGGGCCACGACGGAGGCGGCGAAGAAAGAGUUUGAUGUGGACACGCUCAGUAAGUCUGAGCUACGGAUGCUCCUCAGCGUAAUGGAAGGGGAACUGGAGGCCAGAGACCUCGUCAUUGAGGCCCUGAGGGCUCGCCGAAAGGAGGUCUUCAUCCAGGAGCGAUAUGGGAGAUAUAACUUGAAUGAUCCAUUCCUGGCCUUGCAGAGAGACUAUGAGGCAGGUGCUGGGGAUAAAGAGAAGAAGCCCGUUUGUACCAACCCCCUCUCUAUCCUUGAAGCUGUCAUGGCCCACUGCAGGAAAAUGCAGGAACGGAUGUCCACACAGCUGGCUGCUGCCGAGAGCAGACAGAAGAAGCUGGAGAUGGAGAAGCUUCAGCUCCAGGCCCUGGAGCAGGAGCACCGGAAGCUGACCGCCCGCCUGGAGGAGGAGCGAGGCAAGAACAAGCACGUGGUCCUGAUGCUGGUGAAGGAGUGCAAGCAGCUCUCGGGCAAGGUCAUUGAGGAGGCCCAGAGGGUGGAGGAAGCCAUGGCCCAGCUGGAAGAGGAAAAGAAAAGAAGCAGCGAGCUGGAAGGGGAGCUCUCCGCCGAGAAACGCCGGAGCACCGACAUGGAAGCGCAGAUGGAGAAACAGCUCUCCGAGUUCGACACCGAGAGGGAGCAGCUGCGGGCCAAGCUGAGCCGAGAGGAGGCCCACACCACGGACCUCAAAGAGGAGAUCGACAAGAUGAAGAGGAUGAUCGAGCAGCUGAAAAGGGGAAGCGACAGCAAGCCAAGCCUCACCCUUCCCCGGAAGGCCAAAGAUAGGCGUCUGGUUUCUGUGUCGGUGGCAACAGAAGGGCCUGGGACCCGGUCUGUUGCUUGUCAGACCGACCUGGGGAUAGAAAGCGCUGAGCAGGCGAAGAAGGUGCCUCUGACAGUCCCUGCCAAGCCGGCCGCGGGGAGCCCUGGGGUUCCUGCAAGCGCCAGAGGGAAUGUGUGCAAGCCCGGUGUGGACAGGCAGGCUUCCCACGGGGACCUGGGGGUGCCCUCCCUUCCCACUGUCUCCCCUCCAAAUGCAAACAGAAUUGAGGAAAAUGGGCCCAGUCCGGCCUCAACCCCAGAUUCAACAAGUAGCACAGCCCCUCUCCCCAAUCCCCCUGCCCCAGCACCAAGCCUGGCAUCCCAGAAUCACCCCCAGCCUCCUGCGGGCCACAGUUUACAUUCACCGUGUGCCAAUGCGUCUCUGCACCCAGGUCUCAACCCGCGAAUCCAAGCAGCUCGGUUCCGGUUUCAGGGCAACGCUAACGACCAAGACCAGAAUGGAAAUACCACCCAGAGUCCUCCAUCAAGAGACGUCUCCCCAACAAGUCGUGACAACCUCGUGGCCAAACAGCUUGCGCGCAAUACCGUGACCCAGGCGCUCUCAAGGUUCACAAGCCCUCAAGUAGGGGGUCCCCCCAGGCCUGGGGCACCCCCUUCAGGGGAUGGCAGCGCCCAUCCGCCAGCCGGCAGGACCAGCUUAAAGACUCCAGGGACAGCACGAGUCGACAGAGGAAACCCUCCUCCCAUCCCUCCAAAAAAGCCAGGGCUCUCCCAAACUCCUUCUCCACCACACCCCCAGCUCAAGGUUAUUAUGGAUAGCAGCAGGGCCUCUACCGCUGGGGCCAAGGUGGAUAACAAAACUGUGGCCUCGCCUUCUGGUUUGCCCCAGGGGAACAGGGUAAUAAAUGAGGAGAACCUCCCUAAGUCGUCCUCCUCUCCUCAGCUGCCACCAAAACCAUCCAUAGAUUUAACUGUGGCACCUGCAGGCUGUGCCGUUUCAGCCCUGGCCACGUCUCAGGUGGGUGCCUGGCGUGCUGCAAUCCCGGGACUGAACCAACCUGCAUGUUCAGAGCGUCCCCUUGUCAUCCCCACCACCAUUGCCUUUCGCGCUCCCGUAAACCCUGUUAGUGCCUCCUCCUGUAGGCCAGGUGCCUCAGACAGCCUCCUGGUAACAGCAUCAGGCUGGUCACCCUCCCUAACCCCUUUGCUAAUGAGUGGUGGUCCUGCCCCCCUGGCUGGCAGGCCCACCCUUCUUCAGCAAGCUGCUGCCCAGGGAAAUGUCACUUUAUUAUCAAUGCUGCUUAAUGAAGAAGGACUGGACAUUAAUUACUCCUGUGAAGAUGGCCAUUCUGCCUUGUAUUCUGCUGCUAGGAAUGGACAUACAGACUGUGUGAGAUUGUUGCUGAAUGCAGAAGCCCAUGUCGAUGCUGCUGAUAGAAAUGGCUUCACACCCUUGUGUGCUGCAGUUGCUCAGGGACACGUCAAGUGUGUAGAAUUAUUAAUUGCAUAUCAUGCUAACAUUAAUCAUGCUGCUGACGGAGGACAGACACCUCUCUUCCUGGCCUGUAAAAAUGGAAAUGAAGAAUGCAUUAAACGCUUAUUGGAAGCUGGAACUGACCGAAGUGCAAAAACCAGAGACGGCUGGACACCACUUCAUGCAGCUGUGGACACUGGUAACGUGGAGAGCCUCAAGCUCCUUAUGUACCACCCAGCACCAGCCUGUGGAGACGAGCUGAAUGAGCAGGAGCCCAAGGCGGGCGUGUUUGACUUGGAUGGAGGAGAAAGUCCUGAUGGGACAGCCAGGCCUGUUGUUCCCGCGGACCUUAUUAACCACGCCGACAGAGAAGGCUGGACUGCUGCCCACAUCGCUGCUUCAAAAGGGUUUAAGAACUGCCUAGAAAUCUUGUGUCAGCACAGAGGGCUGGAACCUGAGAGGAGAGAUAAGUGCAGCCGGACUGUCCACGACGUUGCCACCGACGACUGCAAGCAUCUCCUAGAAAACCUGAAUGCUCUUAAAAUACCCUUAAGGAUUUCAGUGGGUGAGACCCAUCAAGGCGGCUGUGGAUCUGAAGAUUUUGAAUGCACAAACACAACCUGUGCUUUAAAUAUCCGCAAACAGACAUCAUGGGAUGAUUUUUCAAAAGCCUUGAGUCAAGCUCUGACAAAUCAUUUCCAAGCAAUCUCUUCUGAUGGAUGGUGGAGUCUGGAAGAUGUGACAUUUAAUAACGCCACCGAACCCAGCAUCGGCCUCAGUUCAAGCAGCGUGCUAUCCAUCAUGCUAGGAAAUGUGCCGUGGUCAGCUGGUCAGAGCUUCGCCCAGUCCCCAUGGGACUUUAUGAGGAAGAAUAAGACUGAGCAGAUCACGGUGCUUCUGUCAGGCCCUCAGGAAGGCUGCCUCAGUAGUGUGACUUAUGCAUCUAUGAUCCCUCUUCCGAUGCUGCAGAACUACCUCAGACUGGUCGAGCAAUAUCAUAAUGUCAUUUUCCAUGGCCCAGAAGGAAGCUUGCAAGACUACAUAGCCUAUCAGCUUGCGCUCUGCAUGAAGCACAGACAAAUGGCUGUGGGUUUCAUCUGUGAGAUUGUGAGAGUCGAGGUGGAUGCUGGUUUCUCCAAGGAGCAGCUGGUAGACCUGUUCGUCAGCAAUGCUUGUCUGAUCCCGCUGAAACAGUCUCCUGGUAACAAGAAGACCAUCAUCAUUUUGCAGAACUUGGAGAAAGCAUCGUUGUCUGAAUUAUUGGGGGAUUUCCUGGCACCUCUUGAAAGCCGCAGCACUGAAAACCCUUGCACUUUUCAAAAAGGAAAUGGAACGUCUGAACAUUACUACUUCCAUGAGAACUGCUUUCUGAUGGGGACCAUUGCCAAGGCCUGUCUCCAGGGCUCUGACCUGCUGGUGCAGCAGCACUUCCGCUGGGUCCAGCUGCGGUGGGACGGCGAGCCCAUGCAUGGUCUGCUGCAGAGGUUCCUAAGGAGGAAAGUAGUGAACAAGUUCAGAGGAAAGCUGCCCCCUCCCUGUGAUCCUGUGUGCAAAACGGUCGACUGGGUCCUGUCCGUCUGGCGCCAGCUCAACUCCUGCCUGGCCCGCUUGGGCACACCAGAAGCCCUUCUUGGGCCAAAAUAUUUCCUGUCUUGUCCAGUAGUGCCAGGCCAUGCCCAAGCAACAGUAAAGUGGAUGUCCAAGCUGUGGAACACCUCCAUUGCACCCAGAGUUCAAGAAGCAAUAUUGUCAAGAGCCUCUGUGAGACGGCAACCUGGCCUUGGACAGUCAGCUGCUAGAAAGCACCCUAGCCAAGGACAACAAGCUGUGGUUAAAGCUGCCCUCAGCAUCUUACUUAAUAAAGCUGUACUGCAUGGCUGUCCCCUCCCAAGAACAGAGCUCGACCAGUAUAUCGCUGAUUUCAAAGGAGGAAGUUUCCCUCUCUCCAUUGUGUCAAGUUACAGCAGUUGUGGGAAGAAGAAAGGGGAGAAUGGUGCCUGGAGGAAGGUGAGCACCAGUCCUCGCAAGAAGUCUGGCCGCUUCUCGUCGCCCAGCUGGAGCAAGCCGGACCUGAGUGAGGACGGUAUCAAAAAUAAGACUUUAUCACAACCAAAUUACAACAGGAAUUCAUCUCUGUCAAGACAAAAGUGUUUGGAAAAUGACCUCUCAUUACCGUUGACUCUGGAUCAGAGACUCUCCCUGGGUUCUGAUGAUGAAGCUGACCUGGUUAAGGAACUUCAGAGCAUGUGUUCCAGCAAAUCGGAAUCUGACAUUAGCAAGAUUGCUGAUUCCAGGGAUGAUUUAAGGAGAUUUGAUAGUUCCAGAAACAGCCCUGUGUUUCCAGCAUCUGUUAACACUCCAGGAACACCAGUGUCACAAAAGGAGCUCAGUCCUCUCAGCAACCGGCAAAGGACGGAAUGCAGCAACAGUAAGCUAAAGACGGAGUUGGGUGUUUCAAGAGUGAAAUCUCUUCUUCCUGUUCCUCGAAGUAAAGCCGCCCAGUGUUCCCAGAACACCAAAAGAAGCAGCAGCAGCAGUAAUACAAGGCAAAUAGAAAUAAAUAAUAACUCAAAAGAUGAGAUUUGGAACUUACGCAAAAACGAACAAGUAGAAAAACCUCACAAAUAG